Molecule: messenger RNA, 1488 nt
Organism: Saccoglossus kowalevskii
Lineage: Eukaryota; Metazoa; Hemichordata; Enteropneusta; Harrimaniidae
Product: putative G protein-coupled receptor No18
Biological process (GO): G protein-coupled receptor signaling pathway
Cellular component (GO): membrane
Molecular function (GO): G protein-coupled receptor activity
Source: RefSeq, a predicted model, not a curated record
AUGAACGUCAGUGGUAACGACACAGACACCGGCGCCGACGAUACCGAGCCGAGGCCGUCCACUCCCUUUGAGAUCGCGCUUAUGGUAAUCAUUAUGUUAACAACGAUUGUGGGAAACGCAUGUGUCUGUUGGAUUAUCUUCACUAAUCACAAACUUCGCACUGUGCCGAACAAAUUAGUAAUGAACUUGGCCUGGUGCGAUCUGCUGACCGCCGUCGUCAAUGGGCCAGUCACGUUGGUUGUGUUGUAUAACGGCGAGUGGGUGAUGGGGGAAACAAUGUGUCAGAUAAAUGGUUUUACAACAACUUUGUUCGGCAUUGCCUCGGUGUUGACUUUGGCCGUUAUAUCGCUCAACAGAUGUUGCAUGAUUGUCUAUUCCACCAAGUACAGUUUUUACUUUUCCUAUGUUAAGACAAACAUUAUGAUAAGCGCAAUUUGGAUAUUCUCAUCUCUGUGUGCCUUUCCUCCGAUGGUCGGGUGGUCUAAUUACGUGUACAUUCCAGGGAAAGCUAUAUGUACUCUGCUCUGGUCGACAAAUAUAUCCUACACGUUAUUCGUGUUAACACUUGGAAUAAUACUGCCUUUCUUUGUCAUGAUAGUGUCUUAUUAUAAGAUAUUUAAAGUCGUACAAAGCAAUUCCAGGAGGAUACAGUCUCAUUUUGAACGAGCAAGCGUCCCACCAUCGCCAGUGUUCGGCGAACGCUCGGGAAGGAAACUUAACGUACCUUCUACCAAAUCAAGUACAGACGACACACAGCCGGCGACUAGAGGUCAUGAGUACCGAGUGAAUCAAGGUCACGCUGUCAGACUCAAUGGCUUGUUUCAAACUCCCCUCGAUGGUGGGAGCCGUCGGGGGUCCGAAAUCAGCAUUACCUCAAGAGCACCGAGUUUGCUUGAUCAGGUUUACGGGCCGCUUGGUCGGCGUGGAUCGACGCUCUCUAUAGACCCAGUGACAAUGGAUCGCCCAACGUCGGCAAUAAGUGGUCGCCUAGCAAUGGGAGGGUCGUCAAGGCAACUGCCAAGACAGGGACCUCGAAUAGAGGAUGUGAAAAUAACGAAGACAGUUUUAAUUGUGCUUCUUGCAUUCGUUGUUUGCUGGUCUCCGAUUAGUGUUGUCAAUUUCUUGGAAACAUUUUUCAACUACACCAUUCCAAUGGCGCUGGAUUUAUUCACUGUGUACAUGGUGUUUUUAAACUGCGCCCUCAACCCUAUCAUUUAUGGAUUAAUGAACCGGAACUUUCGCAAAGGUUUCAAGAAAAUCUUUUGUUUCUGCAAAACAGGCGCACUUCGAAAACAGAGAUCUGUUGGCGCUGUGAUCGCUAUUCACUCCGCCGGGGAGUCUGCAUCUCGUGCUGUAACAGUGAAUAGGACAUCGACUCAUAAACCCAGGGGUACUAAAAAAAGAAGGAGAUCUGCCACAGUCAGCUGGCGUACAAGUGAUAAUAAAAUAAAUGCGAUAAUAAUUUACCAACAGUUACUAUAUGGGUAA